AAUCAAUACAUGCACAAGGACAGCUAUUACUAAGCUUAACAUAUAUUAUACAUGAUCAGCUAAACACAAAUAUAUUCAUGAUCAACCUAGCAGUUGGACUGAAUAAACUUGAGUGACAGAUCAUAAAAGAUUAUAACAGACAGCUGAAACAUAUGGAUACUCUUGAUAAGAAUUGGAUUAAAGAAGAACCAUUUUUAUGAUAAGGAUUAUCACAAAGAAGAACCAAUUUUAUGAUAAGGAUUAUCACAAAAAAAACAUCUAAAUUUUCAGUUACAAACUGAGAAACAGUGAGUUCAUAGUUACCAUAAAAACCAUGGCUGGAUUAAAAAAAAUCAUUAAGUUCAUCUUUGUGGUAUUACUAGUAUUAGUGUGUUUGAAUUUAUUUACAAUUACACCAUCAAAAGAGAAAACACUGAAACACUUACAGUUCACACAACUACAAACAAUCAAAAAAGUAUAUCAGAAAAUGAAAGCGUAUAUGAGUUCCAUUUUCAGUGCAUCCCAAGAAAAUUCAAAGUGGGAUUCAUUAAAAUGCUCUACAAUUGACAAAACCCACAUGACACCUAAAUUGAAACUAAGGAGGGCACAAUCAAAUGUUCCUCCUGAGUUAUAUCACAUGAACUGGACCAAUAGGAUGCUCGACAAUUACAAGGUUUUAAAAUGGCCGAGAUGGGAUAUCUGCAAGGUUAGAGAAGAUGAGAAUCUUCUUCUGUUGUUUAUUAUUAGUGACAAAUCUAGUGGACACAUGCGUCGUUCUAUCAGGGAAACAUUUGGUUCAGUAAAGAAGAUAGCAACCUGGCAGAUACGAACAGUAUUCAUAUUUGGAGAUGAACUCAAUCAAACGUUGUCGAAUGUUUUUGAUGAAACUGAUCUUUUGGUUGGAAAUUUUUCGGAUGAGUAUGACAAAAUGACACACAAAGUUGCAUUUGGUUUUAAAUGGAUUCAGUUGUAUUGUCCAAGAGCAAAUUUUGUGUUUCGUCUAACCCAGGACACAUCUUUAAACCUA
Molecule: messenger RNA, 1006 nt
Organism: Owenia fusiformis
Lineage: Eukaryota; Metazoa; Annelida; Polychaeta; Sabellida; Oweniidae
Source: the annotation of a GenBank genome assembly